CACCAAACCACCCACUCACCCACCCACUACCCCCCCAACCACCAUCACUCCCCCUUGACCCCUUCCUCCCUUCAGACACUCCCCUCCCUCCUUCAUCUCACCAUCAUGUCGGCUCCAAAAAAGGGAAGGGAUCUCUCUGGUUUCAACUAUGGAAACAUAUCAAGUCUCGUCGUCAAUCAGGAUCGUUCCGUCCUGCGACAAGAUGAACCCACUGGUGUUGCUGAAUCUCUCGUCGGUCGUAUCAACCUCAAAGAUAUGGGUUCUCGCGUUCAACGAGAGGCGCCCAAAGAUGUCGAGAAGAAAAAGGUCAAAGCCAAAAGGGAAGCCGCUGAAGAGGUUGAACGAUCUAUAAAACGUCAAGCUCAAUCCUCAUCUGCUCGUUUCGGUGGUGGCGAUGUCCUGACCAGUGUCGCCGAACUGGAGGGAUUGAGAUAUCGACCUCGAACUGCGGAGACUCGGGAGGUGUAUGAGCUUAUGCUAGGCUUGGUACAUCAAGGUCUUGGGGAUCAAACUCAAGAAGUGGUGCGAAGUGCUACCGACGCCGUGUUGGAAGGACUGAAGAGGGAGGAUUUGAAAGAGUUUGACAAACGUAAAGAAGUCGAGAUAGUCCUAGGACCGACGACUGAAGAGGUUUGGAAUCAGUUGAUCAACAUGGGGAAGAAGAUCACUGAUUACGGAGAGGAUGAAGAUGAACCCCAGGGUGAUGAAAGAGAACGAGCGGUGAAUGACGAAGGUGUAGCAGUGUUGUUCGAAGAUGAGGAAGAGGACGAGGAACAGUUCGCCAUUGAAAGUGCUGCCUCAUCCGAGGAUGAGGACGAGGAACAGGAGGAAGAUGAAGAAGAGGGAGAGUCUUCCGAAGCUGAGGAUGUGGAAGAAGCUAUGAUACUUGGUAAAGAAACAACAAAAACGAAAUCAAAAUUCGACAAAGUAUCACCACAUGAAGUCGACGGUUUUUGGCUUCAACGUCUUAUCGCUACAUACUACCCUGACCCUGUCCAAUCUUCCGACUUCACCGCUCGAGCUCUGGAAUUACUAGGUUCUGAAGCCGAGUUGCGAGAUCUCGAGAAUGCCCUGGCGGAGAUGUUCGGAUACGAAAACUUUGAUCUCGUCGCAACGCUCACCAAAAACCGCGAGGUCAUCGUUUGGUGUACUAAACUCGCCCGUUGUAACGAGGAUGAACGUCAAGAUGUCGAAGUCGCCAUGCGAGAAAGAGGAGCGGGAUGGAUUUUACGACAACUUCGUGGAGAUCGCAAACAGGCUGCUGAAGAAAAACCUCAAAAUGUCGUUCCUACAAAAGCUACCCUCGCUCCUGGAUCCGUUGCCCGACCACAGAAGGUCAUUGAUAUCGAUUCGCUCAUCUUUACCGAAGGAGGGCAUUUGAUGUCGCGCAAGAAGGUCACUUUGCCUGAAGGAUCGUACAAGCGGCAAAUGAAGGGGUAUGAAGAGAUCCACGUGCCCGAGCCUAAACGACGAGAAAUCCAACGGGGAGAGCUCAUCUCAAUCGCUCGUAUGCCGGAAUGGACACAUCCCGUUUGGGCCAGCGUUCAAACAUCUCAACUCAACCCCAUCCAGAGUAAAGUUUUCUCCACGGCUUUCGAGACUAACGAGGCUAUGCUCAUCUGUGCUCCGACAGGAGCAGGUAAGACAAAUUGUGCCGCUCUCGCCAUUCUUCGAACAAUCUCACAAUAUCGAGACCCCAACACUGGCUAUAUCGAUCGAGAUUCCUUCAAGAUCAUCUAUGUCUCACCUAUGAAAGCUUUAGUGCAAGAACAAGUCAACGCGUUUUCCAAACGGUUCAAAAGUCUUGAUAUCCGCGUCGCCGAACUCACCGGUGAUAGUCAAUUGACCAAACAACAAAUUUCCGAAACGCAGAUCAUUGUGACUACUCCUGAAAAAUGGGACGUCAUCACCCGUAAAAGCACAGACGUGUCAUACACCAAUCUUGUACGUUUGAUCAUUGUCGACGAAAUUCAUUUGCUUCAUGAUGACCGAGGACCUGUUCUCGAAGCUAUCCUGGCUCGUACGAUCCGACGUGCUGAUCAAAUCCACGAUGAGGUUCGUGUGGUUGGAUUAUCUGCGACUUUGCCAAAUUACAAAGAUGUCGCUGCGUUCUUACGUGUGGACGUUAAUAAAGGUCUGUUCUACUUCGACGCCUCGUAUCGACCUGUAGGAUUAAAACAACAAUUCAUCGGCGUGACAGAAAAGAAAGCCAUCAAACGUUUACAAACGAUCAACGAAGUUUGUUACGAAAAAGUUCUAAAUCAAGCUGGGAAAUCUCAAACUAUAGUGUUUGUUCACUCGAGGAAAGAAACUGCGAAAACUGCAAAAUUCCUACGAGACAUGGCAAUGGAGAAAGAAACUUUGACUCAAUUCAUCAACCCUGAAGGAGCUUCAAGAGAAGUUUUAUUACAUGAAGCGUCACAAAGCAAAGACGGGAACCUGAAAGAUAUCCUUCCAUUCGGUUUCGGUAUCCAUCACGCCGGUAUGUCUAAAGAAGAUCGAGCUACAGUGGAAGAACUUUUCCUCGAUGGUCAUAUACAAGUUUUGUGCUGUACUGCUACUCUUGCAUGGGGUGUGAAUCUACCAGCGCAUACGGUCAUCAUCAAAGGUACACAGAUCUACAAUCCGGAGAAAGGAAGAUGGUGCGAGUUGAGUCCUCAGGACGUGUUACAAAUGUUAGGAAGAGCGGGUAGACCUCAAUUCGAUACUUACGGAGAGGGUAUCAUCAUUACCAAUCACUCUGAAUUGCAGUAUUAUACCAGUUUGUUGAAUCAGCAAUUACCAAUCGAGAGUCAGUUCGUCAGUAGGAUGGUUGACAAUUUGAACGCGGAGAUUGUGCUGGGUACAGUGAGGAACCGAGAUGAGGGAGUGCAGUGGAUGGGGUAUACUUAUCUAUACGUUCGUAUGCUUGGCGCACCUGCUUUGUACAAUGUCGGUGCCGACUACAUGGACGGUGAUGCUGCGCUUGUUCAGAAAAGAGCCGAUCUUAUCCACUCGGCUGCUGUUCUACUGGAGAAAGGCGGGUUGAUCAAGUAUGAUCGUUCCACAGGCAUCUUCGCCUCGACCGAUUUGGGUCGUAUUGCCUCCCACUACUACGUGACGUACUCUUCAAUGUCGGUGUACAAUAAACAUCUGAAACCAAACAUGAGCAUCAUCGACAUGUUCAGAGUUUUCGCCUUGUCCAACGAAUUCAAGCUUUUACCCGUCCGACAAGAAGAGAAACUCGAAUUAGCCAAGCUGCUUGAACGUGUCCCCAUACCUGUCAAGGAAGGUGUCGACGAGCCCAUCGCUAAGAUCAACGUCCUUCUCCAAGCAUACAUCUCUCAGUUGAAAUUGAGCGGAUUCGACAUUGUGACAGAUAUGGUAUUCAUUCAACAAUCUGCAGGACGUAUCAUACGUGCAAUGUUCGAAAUUUGUCUCAAAAAAGGUUGGGCAGGUCCCAUGAGGAUAGCUUUGGAUUUGUGUAAAAUGGUUGAAAGAAGAAUGUGGAAAUCGAUGACUCCACUUAGACAAUUCCCUCGAAUCAGAAAUGAGAUCAUCACCAAAGCCGAACGAAAAGAAUUUCCUUGGUAUAGAUAUUUCGACCUGGACGCUGCGGAAUUAGGUGAAUUAUUAGGAUUACCUAAAUCUGGACAAUUGAUAGAAUCCCUCGUUCAUAAAUUCCCUCGAUUAGAUCUCCAAGCUCAUGUCUUACCGUUGACACGAACACUUCUCAAAAUCAACGUCACCAUAACUCCUGAUUUCGUAUGGGAUCAUGAGAUUCACGGAUCCAGUCAAGCAUUUUGGAUCAUUGUGGAAGAUGUUGAUGGUGAACAUAUCCUUUAUCACGAUUCUUUCAUUCUAAGAGAACGUUUCGCUCAAGAUGAACAUUUUGUCACUUUGACCGUUCCUAUCUCAGAACCUGUUCCUCCGAAUUACUACGUCAGUGUGAUAUCCGAUCGUUGGCUACAAUCUGAAACUCGACUACCUAUUUCUUUCACCCAUCUCAUCCGACCUGAACCAUUCCCACCUCAUACUCAAUUACUGGAUCUUCAACCUAUGCCCGUAUCUGGUUUACAUAAUCCAACAUACGAAGCUUUGUAUUCAUUCAAAACAUUCAACAAGAUUCAAACUCAAGUUUUUCAAGCUCUAUACACCACAGAUGAAAACGUUUUCAUCGGUGCUCCUGCAGGAAGUGGGAAAACCAUUUGUGCCGAGCUUGCUUUAUUACGAUUAUGGACAAAGAAAGAACCACCAAGAGCAGUUUGUAUUGAACCUUAUCCCGAAAUGGUCGAUCUCAGAUUACUCGAAUGGUCUGAUAAACUCUCUUCUUUAAACAAAGAGAUAAAUUCUUUAACAGGUGAAGCAACUGCCGAUCUAGCUAUUCUACAUAAAUCCGAUUUGAUCAUUUGUACACCUUCUCAAUGGGAUCUCUUAUCUCGUAGAUGGAAAACAAGAAAAGAUGUACAAGAAAUAGGUUUAUUGAUAACGGAUCAACUUCAACUUUUAGGUGGUGAUAUAGGAAGUACAUACGAAGUCAUAGUUUCAAGAACAAGAUACGUUUCUCAACAAACAAAUUUAAAAACUCGUAUUAUAUCAAUAUCAGUUUCAUUAUCAAACGCAAAAGAUUUAGGUGAUUGGUUAGGAUGUCAAAAUCAAAACAUUUUUAAUUUCUCAACUUCUUCAAGACCUUUACCUUUAGAAGUACAUAUUCAAUCUUUUUCAAUUUCACAUUUCCCAAGUUUAAUGUUAUCAAUGUCGAAACCUGCUUAUCUAUCAAUGGUAGAACAUUCAAUUGGAAAACCUACGAUUUGUUUCGUACCCAGUAGGAAACAAUGUAAAUUAACAGCGAAUGAUAUUUUGAGUUAUUGUCUUGCGGAUGAAGAUGAAGAAAAGUUUUUAGGUGUUGAAAAAGAAGAAUUGGAAAAACAUUUGGAUAGAGUUCAAGAUGAUGAUUUGAGAGAAAGUUUGAAAUAUGGGAUUGGGUUUUAUCAUGAAGCUUUAGGGAAAUUGGAUAAGAAAAUUGUGACUACUUUGUUUGAAGAAGGUGCUAUAAGAGUUUUGGUAGCAUCCAAGGACACAGCGUGGUCUCUUCCCGUUUCAGCCUACAUGGUCCUCAUCAUGGGAGUUCAAUCUUUUGACGGACAAGAACAUCGUUAUGUUGAUUAUGCCAUUGCGGACGUAUUACAGAUGAUGGGUAAAGCGUGUAGACCUGGGGUAGAUAAAUCGUCUAGAUGUGUUUUGAUGUGUCAGCAGGUCCGUAAAGACUUCUUCAAAAAAUUCAUCAAUGAAGCUUUACCCGUCGAAAGCAGUCUGCCGAAUUACCUGCACGAUCACUUCAACGCUGAAAUUGUGGCCAAGACUAUUGAGAAUAAACAGGAUGCAGUGGAUUGGUGUACUUGGACUUGGUUUUAUAGGAGGUUGAUGCAGAAUCCAGGGUUUUACAAUCUACAAGGAACCACUCCCACUCACAUCGCCGAUUACCUUUCCGAACUUGUCGAAACCACUCUCAGCGAUCUUGUCCAAUCCGACUGUAUCAUCAUACAAGACGAUAUGGACACUCUCCCGAAUAACCUGGGUAUGAUCGCCUCCUUCUAUUACAUAUCCUACGUCACUGUCGAAACAUUCUCAGCAUCAAUCAAAGAAACAACCAAACUUAAAGGUCUUCUCGAAAUCGUUUCAUCAGCACACGAAUUCGAAACAGUUCCAAUAAGACAUCACGAAGAUUCUCUACUCGCUAGAAUUUACGAUAGAGUUCCUGUCAAAGUUCAAAAAGUAGAUUAUUCAUCACCAUACUUUAAAUCUUUCUUAUUGCUACAAGCUCAUUUUUCAAGGAUGACACUCCCACCUGAUCUAGCCAUCGAUCAAGCUACGAUAUUGGGUAAAGUCACUGGAUUGUUAAGUGCUUGUGUGGAUGUUAUGAGUUCUAAAUCACUUUUAGGAUGUUUAGGAGCGAUGGAUCUAAGUCAAAUGUGUGUUCAAGCCGUUUGGGAUAGAGAUAGUCCUUUGAAACAAGUUCCUUAUUUCGACGUAGAUGUUUUAGAUAGGUUUAAGAAAGAAGGUUUGGAUUCGGUUUAUGAUAUCAUGGAAUUGGAGGAUGAAAAGAGGAUGGAUCUGUUGAGGAUGAAUGAGAGACAACUUGCUCGAGUAGCAAAAUUCGUAAACUCUUAUCCCAAUUUAGAAAUCUCUUAUUCCAUCUCAUCAUCACCUCACACAACUUCCGAUCCUCUAAUCUUGACCAUAACUUUAGACAGAGAAUCAGACCCUUCAAACCCAGACGAUAUAAUAGCCGAUGCUCCUCUUUUCCCACAUAAAAAAACCGUAUCUUGGUGGUUAGUAGUAGGAGAUCAUAAAACACGUACUUUGUACGCUAUCAAAAAAGUAACGGUCAAAGAUAAGUUGGAAAGUCGUUUAGAAGUCAGUUUACCUGAAGGUAAACAGAAAUUGAAAUUGUACGUGAUUUGCGAUUCUUAUACUGGUGCGGAUCAAGAUUUCGAUUUGGAGGAGAUUUCGGUUGAAGAAGGUGAAGAAGAGAGUGAAAGUGAGGAGGAAAGUGAAGAUGGGAUGGAACAGGAUUGAUCACCGGGGAUCAUUCGCCUUAUCGUCAAUUGAUUUUGGAAUGGGAUGGAACAUGUAUUCACAUUACAUGACGUGAUAAACCUCUUGUUCGUAGUGAGAUAGCAUGGAGUGGCAAGUGGCAAGAGGGAUAAUACCGGCAGAGGGAUGGAGUGGUGAGAGGGAUACAACCGACAGAGGGAUGAAGUGACAAGUGAGAUAAAGUGAAAAGUCGAAGAUGGGAUGAUUUCGGGAGUUGGGUGGAGGGAUAAAGACUGAAUGGAAUGAAUGCAUAACUAUCUGUUUUC
Molecule: messenger RNA, 6842 nt
Organism: Tremella mesenterica DSM 1558
Lineage: Eukaryota; Fungi; Basidiomycota; Tremellomycetes; Tremellales; Tremellaceae
Exons: 8
Coding region: 106-6558 (2150 amino acids)
Cellular component (GO): nucleus
Molecular function (GO): nucleic acid binding; ATP binding
Source: RefSeq, a predicted model, not a curated record